AUGAUAGGUCUACAACAUCAAGAAUAACAUUUUCCCAGCCCAAACACCUUCGGUUCUCGCUUUGUUGUUCCACUAUCCGUGUGUAUCUGCCGUCGAGCGAGCUGCUCUGUCCAAGAAUAUCCCCCAAAAGUGGGUCAGUCGUGUUCCGUCGGGCCAUCGAGUACCUCCUCGGUAGUGCAGGAAGCAUUGAUCCAUUGAUUGUACGAGCAAUGUGCCAGCAUACCUUCACCACCGUACUGAUAACGUGCAAAGAGCGAUAGUGAAAAGCGAUUCAGUUCCCGCUGAAAAUGGCAUCCGAGCUGGAUGCGACAGUUUUGAAAAGAACGCAAAGUUCCCUCGGCAAGUUUGUGAAGCGACCCGCACUGACGGAAAAGUUGCUACGAAAACCACCGUUCCGAUUUCUUCACGACAUCGUGCACGCGAUCAUUCGAGAGCAUGGAUCGCUGGACGGGCUGUACACGGCGGACGAACUGAACUCGGACAACAUCAAGGAUCGGGACUCGAAAAUGGCGUUUCUACAGAAGCUCAUCGAUGUCGUCAAAUUGACAACUGGCCGUGAGCUAAAAGUUCGUCCUUCGAAAAUUGUUGCCGGGCUGGAACCGGAACGUACCAACGAACUGCUGCAGGCUCUCGCAAGCAUAUUGGAGGAAAAACUAAGCACAACCGAAAUAGUGCGACACUAUUUAGGCGACAAUCCAACAACGACCAACGGAGUCAAUAGCAAUGGCUCUGGCCCGAACGCUGGGCCGGAAACGAAUGGCACCAAAGGGGAAACACGCGAGGAAGGUAAAAAAUCCAAACAAGAAAGGGUGAAAGAAAAGCCCAAAGAGAAUGAAGCAACCGCGGUGGAUCCAAGACGAAAGGAUAAGAAUGGUAAAGUGAAGGAAAAGGAAGUGCUUAAGAAUGGCACAACCGUUAAACAGGUGGAAAAGGCAAAAACGAAACAAAAUGGUACUAAAGUGCAGCCUAACGAUUCCACCAAAAAGAAGAGCGACAAACCGAGCAAAGGAAAGGAGAAAGAGAAAAGCGUUAAACGUAUCUCCUCCAUCCCGGAGGAACCGCAACCACCGGCUGUGCCGGAAAGGGUGACACCCGCGCGACCGGAACCGACAACGAACGGCACCGAAUCGAUGGUAAACGGUGGAAAUGCCCCGGAAAGCCGGAAGCGAAGAGAUUCAAUCAAAGAGUUCGGCGAGCCGGUGACACUGUCCGAUGCCAAUGGUGAGGCAUCGGGUGAGGAGGAGCACGAGAAGCGGAGACAGCAGCAGCCCGGCAGCAACAGCAGCAGCCGCCGAUCGUCACUGAAAAAGCAAAACAGCUUAACGCCUAGCGAAAACAACGCCCUCUCGGAGAUGAACCAGUUUAAUGGGCUGCAAAGCUCGCUCAGCAGACAGGACAGCAACGGUGCGCUGGUCGGGCAGGAUGCACUGGCCGGGCCGGAUGACGUAGCUGCCACCUCGGAGCAACGGAUGGCAGAAGUUACGGUAACAGUUGCGGCACCGGUUGAGUCGAAAUCGUCCGCAGUGAAACCUCCGAUGCAUCGCCAGCAGUCGGUCGAGACGGUGAUGAGACCACGGACCAGCUUGAGACCACCGAGCGUGCGGCCACCGUCGGCCCGGCCCGGUGCGCCGCGCCGGAAGGAAAAGAACGUCGAGGUCAUACUGCAGCCGAACGAGACGCAAAAGCUGGGCGAAAUCAACGUAAAGAUGGAAGUGUUCAACAGCGAGCUGCUGGACGAUGAUGGGGAGAACUUGAUCGUGAUCGAGGAUCCGACCACCGUGUCCGAUGGGCUCGUGUACGGCAGGGCGGGCGAACCGCCGGGCGGAGCGGCCGACGAGACGGCACUGCUGCAGUCCGCCGAGCAGGAGGAGCAGCAGGGCCAUCUGGUGCAGCAGAUACUGGAAACGCAGAAGGAGUUCUCCACACACACCGGCACGGACAGCGAGCUGCUAAGGAAGGCGGAUAUGGAAUGGACCGCCGGGCAGCGGCAAUCGUCCGCCAGACAGAUGGAGUCGCUGCGUGAAUCCAUCCAGAAGCUGACGCGCUCCGUUAAUCCGCUCGGGAAGUUGAUGGAUUUCAUCCAGGAGGACAUCGAUUCGAUGGAGCGUGAGCUGGCCAGCUGGCAACAGAUCUACACCCAAUCCAUGGUGGAGCUCAACAAGGAGCGCAGUGCCACGGAGAACGCCAUCGAACCGCUCAAACAGCAGCUGUCGCAGAUCGAAGUCAACAUCAAAGAGUACCGCGACAUGAUCGACACCACGCGGGCCAACAUACUGCAGAACGAGGCCAAGAUCGAGCGGCUGUACAUGACGGAAAUUUAGCAAAACGAUCGCCCCACCGUCUCCUCCACGAUCGUGCGAGGACAGGGAUGAGCGAUCGUUGUUUUGCAACACGUUUUCACGAAUUUUCUUUUUACUGUUCAACUCCACCACCACAAGUGUCCUCUUCUUAACAAAUCAAACUGGAAAAUUUGGACGAAAUACAUUAGUGUGUCCAGCACGCCCUUGAACC
Molecule: messenger RNA, 2511 nt
Organism: Anopheles gambiae (African malaria mosquito)
Lineage: Eukaryota; Metazoa; Arthropoda; Insecta; Diptera; Culicidae
Gene: IFT54
Product: TRAF3-interacting protein 1
Exons: 5
Coding region: 288-2321 (677 amino acids)
Biological process (GO): cilium assembly; regulation of microtubule cytoskeleton organization; intraciliary transport
Cellular component (GO): ciliary basal body; intraciliary transport particle B; centrosome
Molecular function (GO): microtubule binding
Source: RefSeq, a predicted model, not a curated record